This is a messenger RNA of Closterium sp. NIES-67, 4815 nucleotides long. Lineage: Eukaryota; Viridiplantae; Streptophyta; Zygnematophyceae; Desmidiales; Closteriaceae. The record is from the annotation of a GenBank genome assembly.
UCAGAUCCAUGUGGCAGAUCCCUGCACUGAUAUGGGAAUCAACAAAGAAGGAGUUGGUAGAAGUAAAGGCGGGUUCUGGAGUCCAGGGGGAGUGUAAUGCAGUUAGUGCUGCAGGAGUGACGGUUUCUGCAAGGUCGGGGGAGACUGAUUGGGAAACCGCACACAGGCGUCUAGGGCAUGUGGCUAUGCCAUUGCUGCAGCAACUGCAUAAGGAAGAAGCAGUAAAGGGGCUCAAGCUUUCUGGGCAACCAAAUGAUACCAAGUGCGAGACAUGUCUGCUGAGCAAGUUCACACGGUUCCCCUUUCACGGCGUAGCUGGGAAAAGCAAGGCAGCACUGGAACUGGUGCAUAUGGACCUCGUAGGACCUUUUCCAUUCCGAGGAAGUAAGGGGGAAAGGUACUUCCUGACAAUAGUUGAUGACUGGAGUCGGCUGAUGUGGGCAUACCCGUUGAAGCAGAAGGAUCAUGCUGCCUCAACAAUACGAGAUGAUUGGCUGCCGUUCGUCGAGCGACAAUCUGGGCACCCAUGCAAGAGCAUCAGAACCGACCGAGGUGGAGAGUUUCUAGGAGGAGAUCUGACUGCGUGGCUCAAGAAACAAGGCAUUGAGCAUCAGCUAACGACGUCCUAUACCCCUCAGUCAAAUGGCGUUGCUGAGAGGGCUAAUAGGACCAUCCUGGAAACUGCGCGAGCGCUGCUGAUCGAAUCAGGGCUGGGGAACUCCAUGUGGCCUCAUGCGGUGAGGCAUGCUACAGUGGCAAGGAACCGCGUACUCACAAAGGUGGCUGAUGAUAUGUGGGUGCCGCUGGAGAGGUGGCUUGGAAAGAAGCCUCCAGUGGACAUGCUUCGAGUGUUCGGAUGCAUGGCAGUGGCGCAUGUCCCUAAACCGUACAGGACAAAGCUUGGAGCAUCUGCACUUUGGUGUGUGCACCUUGGGCUCGCGGCAGAGAGCAAGGGGUGGCUACUCUGGGAGCCCUCAAAGAAUGUGCUGUUUGACAGUCGGGAUGUCAAAUUUGUGGAGAACAUCAUGUAUGGCAAGUGGGAGAAGCAGCCGGAGGCAAGGGUCACCCAGCAGCUGGAAGAGAUCACUAUGCACUUCGAUCUGUCCGAACCUGCGGACAGCGAAGUCACUGCGCCAACGGCAAGCGGUACUGAUGAAGGAAGCAAUGAGGAUAUUGCAGCUGAUGCUGAAGUCAAUGAUCCGGAGCAGCAGCAGCAAGAGGCUUCCAAAACACCAAGUCUGCCAAAGCGAAGGAAACAGAUUGGUGGGGGGACAAAGGAUUGGGUGAAGGUGAAAGAAUGGGUAAAUCCAACCAUCUACCCUGCACGUACCAGCAUGGCAACGAGAAAGCUGUUGAGCUCCACAAGUGGAGGAGCCACAACUGAGCAGCAGGAACAGGCUCAAGGCGAAGAUGCAGUGCUGUUCUUGGGUGAUGACCAAGAGUCAGAUGACGAGGAGCCUGCAUACUGCUUUUACGCACCAAUACAACCUCCGAGCAUGGAUCAUGCGCUAGCCGGGCCUCAACGGGGGAAGUGGCUCGUUUCAAGAGAUGCAGAGUACAACAGCCAGAUGGAGAAUCACACAUGGGACCUGGUGUACUUGCCAAAUGGGAAGAAGGCAAUACAGUGCAAGUGGCUGGCAAAAAUCAAGACGGAUGAGAAAGGAGAGCCAUCAGUUUACAAGAGCAGGCUGGUGGCAAAGGGGUUUCAGCAGAAAGAGAAGGAAGAUUACAAAGAAGUGUUUGCCCCAACUGCUAAGUCUCCAACGCUACGUGUGCUGCUGGCGGUAGCUGCUGUGCGCAAAUGGAAGGUGAAGCAGAUGGACAUCGUAACCGCUUUUCUGUACGGCAUUGUGGAAGAGGAGGUGUACAUGGUUCAACCACCUGGCUAUGAGGAUGGAACCGGUCGUGUCUGCAAACUUAACAAGGCCAUCUAUGGCUUGAAGCAGGCCCCGAGAUGCUGGUACAACAGGCUGGCCAGUGCACUGGAAGGGAUUGGAUUCCGUGCGAGUGCAUGCGACGAGAGCCUGUUCCUGAUGGGAGAGGGGGAGUCACUUGUGCUUCUGCUGGUGUACGUGGAUGACAUCCUGCUCUUCAGCAGCAGUGACAAGGAGAUCGAUGGGGUGCAGCGGAAGCUCACAGAGCAGUUCAAGUGCAAGUCACUUGGACAGGCAAGGUACUACCUGGGAAUGCAUAUUGAGCGGGAUACUGAACGUGGCUGGCUCAAACUGCAUCAGGGACAAUACAUCAACACCUUGGCUGAGAAGUACUCUCUGCAGGAAGAACGGGAAGUGGUCACACCUUUGCCUUCCGAGUUCAAACUCAUAAAGGCAGCUGAAGGAGAAGGAGUUGAGAGUGAAGACCAGAGGCAAUUCCAAUCCAUGGUCGGGAGCCUACUCUACGCUGCUGUGCAUACUCGGCCUGACAUCAGCUUUGCUGUGGGACAGCUGGCUCGAGUAGUGCAAAAUCCAACAGAAGAGCAGUGUGGUGCAGCGGAGAGAGUGGUGCGCUACCUCAAGUCAUACCCUACAGUGGGAGUACAGUAUUCAGCCUCUGCUCAACUCAGUCAAAAAGGAAUUGAAGUCGUCAAAGAGAAGGGGGAGCAGCUCGGAGAAGGAAAGGUGUUCCUUUCCUGUUUUGCUGAUGCCACGUGGGCUUCUGAGCAUGAGGAUUCAUCAUCAGUUCGUGGAUACAUCUGCAUGGUGGGAGGUGGGCCUGUAAGUUGGAGGUCCAAGAAGCAGUCUGAGACGGCACUAUCUUCAGUGGAAUCUGAGUACAUGGCGAUGUUUCAUGCGGCAAAAGAAAUCAUCUGGCUAAGGAGGCUCUUGAAGGAGAUCGGCCAUGAACAGACUUGUGCGACACCUCUGUUCAGUGAUAGCAAGGGAGCCAUUGCCAUGGCACGCAAUGCAGUUGUUCAUGGGUUGAACAAGCACAUGAGGAUCAAGUGGCAUUGGCUGCGGAAGGAGGUGAAGCUUGGGACACUGGAUCCGAUCUACGUGAAAACUCAGCAACAGCCAGCCGACUUCCUUACCAAGCGGCUAGCUGAAGAGCCACACUGGCGCUGUGUGAGGAUGGCGGGAAUGUCCUUGAACUAGAGACGGCGAAACAAGCCGACAGUCUGAGGGGGAGUGUGUUGGUGCAUAUUCAUUUGCACGUCAUCCUGUCGUCUGUUCGCAUCAUUUCGUUUGCAUGUGUUUUGUGUGCUACGUUGUUUGUAUGGUUUGUUGGGUUUGCAUGUCUUUGCAUGUUCAUCUUGUGCUUGUGCAGAUGUGCUUGGAUUGUGCAUGACAUCGAGCACAUUCCAACGAGCCAAGAAUUGUUGGAAUCGGAGCACAUAUGAAGAAGUUACGAAGAAAUGUUUGAUGGAUUUGUUACAACUCAUUGGAAGUCCUUGUCAGCUGCUAGACCAAAGUUGGAGAGCCCUAUAACGAGGAGGGACCAGCAUGUGUGGGACUUUUGUCCCCACCUUGCAGCUGCAGCAUUUGGGGUUUGGAGGCCAACCUGGCACAGUGUGAAUUUUGUCUUGCCAGGCUGGCUGAACCUGAGGAUGGGGAGUCAAAACUUUGACUCUUGUCAUGUUCUUGACCAUGGGCCUCCAGGGUCCUUCUCUUUCAUCCUUCCCUUCCUACCCCACCUUCCAACUGUGCUUCAAUGCCUUUUCUAUCAUGCCUCUGAUCUUGUAAGCUUCAAUCAUAGUGACUCUGAGGACUGUCAACUUCUCCUAGGGCAGAUUACCCCCCAGUGCGCCAAACGCCAUAGCUCACUCGUUAAGCUACGGAAUCGAGUGAUUCAACUUUCAGUGGAAAGCUGACGCUGCCAGCGACAACAUAUCCGAUUUUCAGAUCGUUUCACCGAUUGGAGUUUUGGAUAUAGCUAUUCGAAGGUCGCGAGUUUUCUGGGCGUCAUAACGAAGUGCUGCAGAAAUUUCCAAGGAGCCAUUGAAUCAUCUGCUUAUAGCCUUCUCUAACCAACAGUUAGUGUCCUCUCUCGGUACGUCUCCCCCGGACGCUACACUGCCUCGCAUUGGUCUGCAGCCAAGAGGGUCCUCUGCUAUCUACAAGCCACCAAGUCUCACAUCCUCACUCUUGGUGGUACCUCUCCAGUCAAGCUCGAGGGAUACACAGACUCCUCAUGGGCCGAUGACCAGACUGACAGACGCUCCUCCCAAGGGUACUGCUUCACCCUUGGUAGCGGAGUCAUCAGCUGGCGCUCCACUCGGUCCUCUGCAGUUUCCCUGUCGUCCUGCGAGGCCGAGCUCUACGCGGGCACAAUGGCUGCUCAAGAGGCACGCUGGCUCUCCUUUCUCCUCGCUGAGUUAGGCUACCCCCAGCAGUCGCCCACCCUGUGGUGUGACAAUCAGAGCGCCAUUCACUUCACCAAGGAUCCUGUGUUCCACUCUCGCACCAAGCACAUCGAACUUCGUCAUUUCUUCAUCCGAGAUCUUGUUCAGAGUGACCAGCUGACGGUACGGUACAUCGCCUCAGAUUGCAACCUCGCCGACCUCUUUACCAAGGCUCUCGGCAAGGCUGACCACCAUCGUCUUCUCCGUUCCAUGGGGCUAUGUGCUCCUUGACCGGGUUUGCAGUCUAUGGGGGUGUGUUAGAAAUAGAAUGCAAAUACCAUUCUUGUAUUUGUACUUUUAUAUCCUAGUUUAGGUUAUGAAUGUUCUAGUGGGUUGGGGUGUACUCACAAAUCCCAACCUCACCCAAUUGUGAUCCCCCCAAUCUCCAAUUACCCAAUUGGAGAUUCCGGAGAUCCCAAUGGGGAUUCCCUCCAAUUCCCCCUUCAUCCAUUCAUUCUCACCUUGCCAUGUACUUA